ACAAGACCGUGCAACAUUACCAAGGCAGAAUCACAACAACAAGAAGUCGUCAUCGUGUGAGGGUCUGGAGGUGACACAUUGUCCUCAUCCCCUCAGGAAAGUCAUGGACGUGGAAUUACCCACCGAAUAUGACGUGAUUGUGGUGGGCACAGGGUUGAUAGAAUGCAUUGUUGCAGCAGCUUCAGCUAGGAUUGGGAAGAAGGUCCUACAUAUCGAUCAAAAUGACUAUUAUGGAGGAAAAUGGUCUUCCUUUACUCUACAAGGGAUUGAGCAAUGGAUUGGGGGCUUGGACAAGGGUGCUGUCAAGGAUAACAAAGAGAAGUGCGAGUUAGAUGAUGGAGAAAAGGCUGUACCUACGUGUGAUCCCAAUCGGGGAUACUCCAAAAUCAAACAGGAUUGGCAUAUUCCGAAGAAUGAAGAGGUGCCAUCCAGUGCUGAACCUGUGGAACCAGCAGCAGAAGCAGCUGCCGAGAAAGCUGAGGAGGCGAAACCAGCUGACGAAGCGAGUGAAGCCGAGGGGGGCGCCAAGCCUGAGGCCGACGCAGAGACACAGAAGGAGAGAAAGAAGUGGUCGCAAGAGGCUCUGAUGAAACUGACAAGAAAAUUCAACUUAGAUCUGACCCCAAAGUUGCUGUAUUCACGUGGUGCUCUUGUGGAACUUCUAAUUUCAUCAAAUGUUGCAAGAUAUGCAGAGUUCAAGUGCAUCACUCGAAUUCUGACCUGGCAUGGCUCCUCUUCGGAUGAGGAGAGUUUGGUCAUGGUGCCCUGCUCGAGAAGUGAUGUCUUCACAGCCAGUAGCAUUUCUUUGGUAGAGAAACGUCUGCUUAUGAAGGUACUGGAGUCGUGUCAGAGCUAUGAUCAACAUCCUGAGCAGUUUGAAGAGCAUAACGACAAGCCCUUCAUAGACUUCCUUAAGUCUCGCCAGCUGACUGACAACCUUAUUCACUAUGUAACGGAAUCUAUUGCCAUGGUGCCGAAGGACUCAACUUGCCGUGAGGGGCUGGAGAAGAUGAAGCUCUUCCUCUCCAGUUUAGGAAGAUAUGGAACGACUCCCUUCCUCUUUUCCAUGUAUGGAUGUGGGGAACUUCCUCAAGCUUUCUGCAGACUUUGUGCAGUGUUUGAAGGCACAUACGUACUGAGGAGGGGUGUCUCAUCCAUUGUAUUUAAUGCAGAAGGCAAAUGUGCGGGGCUAAUUUCCGAAGGACAGCGUUUUAGGUGUUCUAACUUGGUAAUGGAUGUUGACUAUGCGCCCCAGAAUUAUGCUCCAGCCAAGAAUGUAUCAACAAAACAAUGUAUAUCAAGAGCAAUCUUCAUUACAGACAAGUCAAUCAUGCCAAAUGAAAAGGAGCAGCUGACUUUCCUGCGCUUCCCAGCCAAGAAUGGGAACACUAAGCCUAUCAAUGUGUUGGAGAUUGGGAGUGGAUCAGGAGUGUGCCCUAAAGAUCUUUAUUGCAUUCACAUGACAUGCCUUGGAUAUGAUGCUGAGGAGGAUUUCAAAUCCUCAGUAAAGAAACUGUUUACUACAGAUGAGGACUCGGAUAAACCAAAGAUUUUGUGGUCUUUAUACUUCAAUCAAGAGGACUUCUCGGGUGUCGACCUCUCUUCAUGUGGCACCUCCAACCUACAUCUUUGCUCAGGACCUGACUCACAGCUGGAUUAUGAUUCCGCUAUUUCUCAGGCACAGUCAGUGUUCUCGCAAAUGUUCCCGGAGGAAGAAUUCUUGCCCCGUGCCCCAGACCCAGAGGAGAUUGUCUUUGAUAAUGCUGGAGCAGAGCCCAAAGAGGGUGAUAACUUCGAGAGUAAACCAGAAGAUGCUGAAGACGCUAAGGGAGAAGGUGGAGAAGCUGCGGAGAAACCAAGCGAGGAGUAGAAGAAAGUUGCUUCACGUCAGGGGUCGUCUCUCCUCUCCCAGUUCUUAAUGUUCUGAGCCAAAGCCUCACACCAGCAUGGUCAAACAUCAUACAUGUUGUAGAGCUACUUGUGCCUCAGUGAUUAUUUAUUGAUACUUUAUCGCCAGGCUGUGUGAAUAGUUGGUAAAUUACCUUGUACAUCAUUCCUGUAUCGGCAUUAACACUUAUAAUGUAUUUUCCUAAAUCGUGUUAGUGACUUGGUUAUUUAUGAUAUUGUAAUUUUCAUUUGUGCACUCAUACACCUUUCAAGCAUCUUUUUUUCUUAUUUGUUUUCUUUCUUAAUGAGAAAGGAUGCUUUGUAAAAGAUUCUUCAGUGUAGUGUAAAAUUUUUAUUUUAUUUUUUAUGUUUGAUGUUGGCAUGAUAAUUCAGAUAGAUGUAAAACUCUUUCAUUUUUUACAAUGAUUAUAGGACAACAUAUCAGAUUUAAACAAACAAACUUACAUACACAUACAUAUAUACAUAUAUACACAGGACAAGCACACAUACACAUGCAAAAAAAAAAAAAAAAAAAAUCAUGCACAUACAUAUAUAUAUGCCACACAUACACAUGCAUAUACCUUUACGGAAGCUUUAAAGUAGAAGUCAUCUGUUGAAUUCAGGUUGUCAGUGUUUGCUCUGUAUCUUAUUUACAAGUUACUUAAUCUACCUUGGGAUUUCACAUUGAUGAACAAGUGGUAUUCCCAAUGUUCAGGCAUUUUCAUAUUUUUUAUUCAGAGUACACAGUUGAAGCACCAUUCCAGGUAAUUUUAAUAGUAUUGCAUGAGAGGUUUCACAUACUCACUUUCUUUAGGGUUGCUUGAUUAAAAAAACACAACAUACAAGUGUGUGUAAUUUUCAUUUAGCACAUUAACAGGUUUUAGUGAUGUUACUUUUUUCCAUAGGGAGUAUGAAAUGAUGUUACACUAUAUGAAAUGAUCAUUAUCCUGCUAUCCAUAUAUGUUAAAGAGUAGGUGGUGUCUUGUGAUAAAUAUAUUAAAAAUCACUAAUACAUUUAAUUCACGAAAGGUAUACAAGCAUUCGGAAAUGGUUUAUGUUUUGCUAUGAUUGUUAAAGAUGAGCAGAGACCAUUAUAUCUGUCUAGCACAUGCAAUGCCUUGUCGACACAGGAUUUCCAUUAUGAAAUAGUAUAUAAUAAAUUUUCUUCAAACUG
Molecule: messenger RNA, 3061 nt
Organism: Penaeus chinensis
Lineage: Eukaryota; Metazoa; Arthropoda; Malacostraca; Decapoda; Penaeidae
Gene: Rep
Product: rab proteins geranylgeranyltransferase component A 1-like
Exons: 13
Coding region: 104-1870 (588 amino acids)
Biological process (GO): intracellular protein transport; small GTPase-mediated signal transduction; protein geranylgeranylation
Cellular component (GO): cytosol; Rab-protein geranylgeranyltransferase complex; nucleus
Molecular function (GO): GDP-dissociation inhibitor activity
Source: RefSeq, a predicted model, not a curated record